Molecule: messenger RNA, 603 nt
Organism: Acanthosepion pharaonis
Lineage: Eukaryota; Metazoa; Mollusca; Cephalopoda; Sepiida; Sepiidae
Source: the annotation of a GenBank genome assembly
AUGUCUGGAUUCAGCGAGUAUGACGUGACAGUUAGUCAAGGAGUUUGUUUAGCAACGACUUCCUCUCUCUCUCUCUCUCUCUCUCUCUCUCUCUCUUUAUCUAUCUAUCUAUCUAUUUAUCUAUCUAUCUAUCUUUCUCUCUCACCUCCCCGAUAUCUGACUCACGUCAAUAAUUUCAUAUCUAUCUAUCUAUCUAUCUAUCUACUCUUUAGCUAUAUCUAUCAGCCAUUUAAGUUUCACUCUCUCUCUCUCUCUCUCUCUGUUCAUCUAUCUAUCUAUCUAUCUAUCUAUCAAUACAUUGGUCAGUCAUUUCAUAUCUAUCUAUCUAUCUAUCUAUCUAUCUACUCUUUAACUAUAUCUAUCUAUCAGCCGUUUGUCUCUCUCUCUCGCUUUCUCUAUUGUGUGUGUGUGUCUUCAUUCGUCUAUAUUUAUCUACCUUCAUCUUUUUAUGUGUUUAUACUAAACCCUUCUAUCUAUCUAUCUAUCUAUCUAUCUAUCUAUCUAUCUCAAUCGUUUCUUAUCUAUCUAUCUAUCUAUCUAUCUAUCUAUCUAUCUAUCUAUCUAUCCCCUUGGGAUCUCUGGGCUCAAUGUGAUUAUAAAUGA